Messenger RNA from Epinephelus lanceolatus (giant grouper), 1161 nucleotides. The record is from RefSeq and is a predicted model, not a curated record. NCBI's taxonomy places the organism in Eukaryota, Metazoa, Chordata, Actinopteri, Perciformes, Serranidae.
AUGGAUUGGCUGCAAAGCCACAAAAACACAGACCUGCAGUAUGUGAAUGAUUAUAAGCCUCGUAACAGUGAGGUCCAACAGCUCAGAAUUCUGUUUCAUGGACCCUCUGGUUCUGGCAAGUCCAGCUUCAUCAACUCUGCUGACAGUGUUUUACAAGGCAGAGUCACUGGUCGGGCUUUGGCAGAUGCAAUGGCAGACAGCUUCACCCAAACAUACAAAAAUUACAAAAUCCAAAAAGGAGGACCAGAGACAUUUUACCCUUUUGACUUCACUGACAUCAUGGGCCUUGAUAGGGAAACCAAUAGAGGAGUUUCUGUGGGAGACAUCAAACUGGCCGUGAUGGGACACAUUAAAGACGGAUACACUAAUAAUCCAGACUACAACAAAGACCCCGCUCUGAAGGACCAAGUUCAUGUUCUGGUUUGUGUCAUCUCGGCCGAGACAUUGAACAUCCUGAGUGAUGAACAUGUGAAAAAGAUGAGGGAUGUCAGACUGGCAGCCAGAGACAUGGGAAUUCCUGAAGUGGCCAUUCUCACCCAAAUUGACAAAGCCUGUCCAGAGGUCAAAAAAGACAUAAAGAAUGUGUAUAAGAGCAAGUACCUGAAGAAACAGAUGGAGAGAUUUAGUGUGGCGCUGGGUAUUCCAGAGUACUGCAUCUUUCCUGUGAAGAACUACCACUCAGAGAUCGACACAGACGAUGACACUGAUGCACUGAUACUGAGCGCACUGAGACAGAUCAUUAACUUUGGAGAAGACUUUGUCAACAGCACAGAAAAACAAGAUGGCAGGACAGUGGGACUUUACUGUCGUUUCCUUUGAGGAAACUGGGACUAUAUUUAUCAGGUCCUACUAAUCCAGAGUGGUUUGAGAAAUUAAGAAUACAUACAAACAAAAGUUCGGGUCUUGGGAGGAUAUGCAUUUAGAGUUUAGAAUCAUAAAGUAGUUGGUUAUGCUUUGUUGAUGCAGGUGGUAAUUUCUGGUGUUAAACAGGUUAAAAGAAAGCUAAACGUCUCGGGUAAAACUGGGCAUAAACUUUGUUUUUAGACUACUAGCGACAUACAUCUUUAGUUCCAACAGUGAUUUCUGUUUCAGUGUUUGGACCUGCUCUAUACUGAAAGAUUGUGCUACAGUACUGCUGUUCAGGUAAAACCACAAUAAAUA